Messenger RNA from Gastrolobium bilobum, 1403 nucleotides. RefSeq lists its product as uncharacterized. The coding region runs from base 248 to 1027 and encodes 259 amino acids. Lineage: Eukaryota; Viridiplantae; Streptophyta; Magnoliopsida; Fabales; Fabaceae. Gene Ontology annotation, cellular component: signal recognition particle receptor complex. The transcript has 6 exons. Gene Ontology annotation, biological process: protein targeting to ER. The record is from RefSeq and is a predicted model, not a curated record.
AAUGCCAAACGACAUGCCGUCUUGCCGUUUGGCAUUACAUUUCAAAAGCCCGCAAUUCAUGGUCGACUCGCCAGUUCCGCAGAUCGGAAAAUUAUAGCGCCGUCGAAAACCACCGUGUACGGCGGAAUACCUUUCAUUUGUAUCUUCUUUCUCGGAAGUUCCGCCUCCUUCGAAGGAGUCUCUCUCCAUUUCUGACCCUGCGAGCGCUGAGCGCAUCACCGAAAUCGAAGAAACCCUGGAUUUCCCAAUGGAAGAGUUGGAGCAAUGGAAGGAGCAGGUUUGUCACUUGUGGCGUCUGGUUAUGGAUUAUCUUCGCGAGGUUCCCCCCAAUCAGGUCUACGCUACUGCUGCUAUCGCGGUUUUCACGACCCUGCUUCUUCUCUCAGUACGGUUUUUGAGGCGUGCAAAGUCUAAUACGGUUGUGUUGAUGGGGCUUAGUGGGAGUGGGAAAACUGUUCUAUUCUAUCAGCUUAGGGAUGGCUCUAAUGAUCAGGGUACUGUUACAUCAAUGGAACCUAAUGAAGGCACUUUUAUUCUUCAUGGUGAAACAACAAAGAAUGGCAAGAUAAAGCCUGUUCAUAUUGUUGAUGUUCCUGGGCAUUCUCGUCUUCGACCCAAACUGGAUGAUUACUUGUCUCAAGCUGCUGGCAUAGUUUUUGUGGUGGAUGCUUUGGACUUCUUACCAAACUGUCGUGCUGUUUCAGAGUACCUAUAUGAUCUAUUGACUAAGGGAAGUAUUGUGAGCAAGAAGAUUCCACUGCUUAUUCUCUGCAACAAAACAGACAAAGUCACUGCUCAUACCAAAGAGUUUAUCCACAAACAGAUGGAGAAGGAAAUCGACAAAUUACGGGCAUCAAGAAGUGCAAUAUCAGCUGCUGACAUUGCAAAUGAGUUCACCCUGGGGGUACCUGGUGAGCCAUUUUCUUUUACCCAGUGCUCUAACAAAGUAACAACUGCAGAUGCUUCUGGCUUAACUGGGGAGAUAUCUCAGCUGGAAGAGUUUAUCAGAGACUAUGUGAAGCCAUAGCUGUGGAUAUUUUGUUUAAACUAACAGAUUUUUGUUAUGGACGGGGUUGUUCCUCUUGGUUGUUUCUACUUACUUCUUAUAACUCAGCACUUGCUGGAUGAGAAGAGGCUUAAAGAACGGGGGGUGGGGGGGUCACAGAAUCAAGAAAAAUUAAUAUGGGUGUUUCAGCUUCGACAUAUCAUUUGCCCAAUGAUGCAGUCAUCUUGAUGCUGCUCAUCAUGUAAUGAUUGGUGCCUAAUAAUACCCCGCUGACUGGUGCUCUAAGUCCUCUAACUAGGAGAACUUCAAGCUGUAGAAUUCAGGGUUUAGGGUUUCGAAUUUGAACUUCGAGCUGUACUUGGAAUUUGAAUAUUUGUCAUCUGACUCAUUGAAUAAU